AUGGACGCACCCACACCUGCACCCUCAUUCCACUCUUCUAAGCCCGCCCCGUUUAACGACGUCGGCGCCCUCCCCUCUAACGGUAUCGUCUCCACAAUCCAGUUUCAGUCCUCUGCCGUACCGUUUAACUCCGCUGAGCCCACGCUCGGCCGCCAUCUCGCGCGCCGCCUCGUUCAGAUAGGUGUUAGCGACGUGUUCUCCGUCCCCGGCGACUUCAACUUGACAUUGCUUGACCAUCUCAUAGCCGAGCCCGGGCUCAACUUGAUCGGCUGCUGCAACGAGCUCAACGCCGGCUAUGCGGCCGAUGGCUAUGCCAGGGCUCGAGGGGUUGGCGCAUGCGUCGUGACGUUCACCGUUGGAGGUUUGAGUAUUCUCAAUGCGAUCGCGGGGGCUUACAGCGAGAAUCUCCCGGUGAUAUGUAUUGUCGGAGGCCCAAACUCGAAUGACUAUGGUACUAACCGGAUCCUACAUCACACUAUCGGAUUACCGGAUUUUAGCCAGGAGUUGCAUUGCUUCCGGUCUGUUACUUGCUAUCAGGCGGUGGUGAAUGAUUUGGAGGAUGCACAUGAGUUGAUAGAUAGGGCGAUAUCCACCGCGUUAAAAGAGAGCAAGCCAGUUUACAUAAGCAUCAGCUGCAACUUGCCGGCGAUUCCACACCCGACUUUUAGUCGUGAGCCCGUACCAUUUUCUCUAUCCCCCAAAUUGAGUAAUCAAAUGGGCCUAGAGACCGCAGUGGAAGCAGCAGUAGAGUUUUUGAACAAGGCUGUGAAACCAGUAAUUGUAGGAGGGCCGAAACUGCGUGCUGCAAAAGCACGCGAUGCCUUUGUUCAAUUGGCCGAUGCUUGUGGCUAUGCCUUUGCAGUUAUGCCAUCAGCUAAAGGGCUAGUUCCGGAGGACCACCCCCAUUUCAUCGGUACCUACUGGGGGGCCGUGAGUACCGCCUUCUGUGCUGAAAUUGUGGAAUCAGCUGACGCUUACCUGUUUGUGGGACCGAUAUUUAACGACUACAGUUCGGUUGGAUACUCUCUGCUUCUCAAGAAAGAGAAGGCAAUUAUCGUGCAGCCUGAUCGUGUGGUCAUCGGUAACGGGCCGACAUUUGGAUGUGUUUUGAUGAAGGAUUUCUUAAUUGCUCUUGGAAAAAGGCUCAUGCCUAAUCGAACUGCUUAUGAGAACUACCACAGGAUCUAUGUUCCUGAUGGGCAUCCUCUGAAAAGUGAGCCCAAUGAGGCCUUGAGAGUAAAUGUUCUGUUUCAGCAUAUUCAGAAGAUGUUGUCCGCUGAGACAGCCAUCAUUGCUGAGACGGGAGACUCAUGGUUUAACUGCCAGAAACUAAGAUUACCAAAGGGAUGCCGGUAUGAAUUCCAGAUGCAAUACGGAUCAAUUGGUUGGUCGGUAGGUGCAACUUUAGGUUAUGCGCAGGCAGUGCCGAAUAUGCGAGUGAUUGCUUGCAUUGGUGAUGGUAGCUUUCAGAUGACGGCUCAGGACGUGUCGACAAUGAUUCGAUGUGGGCAGAAGAGUAUUAUCUUCCUGAUAAACAAUGGUGGAUACACUAUCGAGGUGGAGAUCCAUGAUGGGCCUUAUAACGUGAUCAAGAACUGGAAUUACACUGCCUUAGUUGAAGCAAUCCAAAAUGGUGAAGGCAACUGCUGGAGCACAAAGGUCCGAUGUGAAGAAGAGCUGAUUGAAGCAAUUAAGAAUGCUACAGAAGCCAAGAAAGACUGUUUGUGUUUCAUCGAAGUAAUUGUCCACAAGGAUGAUACAAGCAAAGAGCUUCUCGAAUGGGGUUCCAGGGUAUCUGCAGCUAACAGCCGGCCCCCAAACCCGCGGUAGACUGGCUAGGUUGAACCUGCAAACUGUGUAUCCAAUUAAUCCAAUCAAUAUCUGAUGUGCAAUUCCUGUUUACUUUUGUGCUAUUUUUAUUUGGUGCUAUGUAAUAUAUAU
This is a messenger RNA of Sesamum indicum (sesame), 1941 nucleotides long. Its product is annotated as pyruvate decarboxylase 1-like. Lineage: Eukaryota; Viridiplantae; Streptophyta; Magnoliopsida; Lamiales; Pedaliaceae. Gene Ontology annotation, cellular component: cytosol. The record is from RefSeq and is a predicted model, not a curated record. Gene Ontology annotation, molecular function: pyruvate decarboxylase activity; thiamine pyrophosphate binding; magnesium ion binding.